Messenger RNA from Serinus canaria (Common canary), 1575 nucleotides. RefSeq names its product chromosome 2 C8orf76 homolog (gene C2H8orf76). Bases 143 to 1492 code for a protein of 449 amino acids. Lineage: Eukaryota; Metazoa; Chordata; Aves; Passeriformes; Fringillidae. The record is from RefSeq and is a predicted model, not a curated record. Gene Ontology annotation, molecular function: protein binding. The transcript has 6 exons.
UGGAAAGCCUGAAAUGUCACAGAAUCACAGAAUUUUUAGGGUUGGAAAGAACCUCUGGAGAUCAUCUAGUCCAACCCCCUGCCAAGGCAGGGUCACCUAGAGCAGGUUCACAUAUUCUGCUUUGAGACAGAAGUGAAACUAAAUGGGAAAGUUACCAAAGCACAUUCCCACUCACUCUAUGCACAACCACCAGGACGAGAUGCUGACAGAAUACCGCCACAAUUACGCGGUUGAUUUACCAAGGCGCGGGACUGCGGUUGAGCUCGUUGCUGGAAGCACUUCCCUUUCGGCGAGCGGUGACCGAGCUCCUCCCCCUAAGCCGAGCGGGGCCGGCGGGAGCGGCCGCGGUGGCGGCGAUGGAGCCGGCGCUGGGCUCGGAGUUCGAGGAUUCCCUUGGUUCCACAGCGCGGCUGACGCCGGGGAAGGCGCCGCCGCAAUCACGAGCAGCAAGUUCCGGGCGGACUGGGCGUUCCGGCAGCGGGACUUCGAGAAAGCCCUGUGUGAAUACUCAGACUGCCUGCUACUCUUACCUGCCAGCAACAUUGCAAUGAGGCGUGAUGUCCAGGAGGGCCAGGCUCGGUGUUUAUCUCACCUGGGAAGGCACAAGGAGGCUCUGGAUAUUGCAGAAAAAAUGAGAAACAGCGCCACUAACACAGAUCACUUAACGACGGUUCUCAACCUGCAGUUUUCUAUUUACCAGGGGCUGGAAAAUGUAGAAAAAAAGAUGAUGUGUCUGCAGCAACUGAUCUGCUUACAUCCUUUCAAUCCCUGGUUCUGGAAGUUACUUGCUGAAGCUUAUAUGAGUCUUCUGCAGAAUUUGUCUCCAUUGGUCAUUCCAAAAGCAAAUCUAAAUCAGUCUGAAGAGAUUUGUGUAAGUGAUAGCAGUCUGAAAACAUCGACUGGCAGAGAGAUUAAUCAGCAGCCUCACACAUCAGAGGGCCAGAAGGAAGGCCCUUGGUUCAGCCUCACUGCAGAAACAAAGGGGGAGAAUGCAGUGACUUGUCCCAGCAGCCAAGUAAUGAAAGAAUUCCCCUGCACUUCAGGAGAACUAGAACGGAUGGACAAAGAGAAAUGUGCAGACUCCAAGGCCUGGAAGAAGAGCAUGUUAAAGAAAGUUGGGAUAAAAGCAUGUGCCUCGUUUACUAGAGCAAGGCUUUUACUUCAGCUUACCCAGUCACAACAGUUGUCCUUUGUGCUAGAGAAUAACAGAAAAUGUCAGAAAGAAAUUGAUGACAAAGUGGCUCUACUUGGUUUCGAUGAAAACUCCUUGCUGUUGAUGACCAAAGCCAUGGGGCAGGAUCUUACACCAGAAAAACUAAAAGAGGAGUUUCAGUGUGAGGUAAAAUGCAUAGGCCCUUCAGCACUGUCAUCGCUGGUAACUGCUUCAGUCAUGGAAUUUGAAAUCAAAUGGUUUGGUAAUCUUCAAGAUGAUUUAUGUCACUUUGAUGGGCAAUUCUAUUCAGACAUUUAUCUCCCACCUUCAGUAACAUAGACAUUUUGUUGUAUUUAUUCUUGUAUUUCCAAAUUAUUAUGGCAUGAUGCAUGCAAUAAAGUUCACUUUACAUUUUUUAAGAA